UGGAAUGUUAGUGUCUCGGUGUCUCUGAAGUUUAGACCUACGCUCAGUGUAGGUAAAGCUGUGAAAGCAGUAGUGACGAUCAUUAAUUUACUGCUCCAUCAUGUCUCGUGUUUCGAAGAGAUUUUAUCGUUCAGAUAGUGUACACAAUCUUGCAUUUUUGGACAGAGGUGAAACAGCAGCUGCAGAAAAUCGUUUUAUUUUCGAGAUAAGUCACGAAGCGGCGAAUAAAGUUGGUGGUAUAUACCAAGUGAUCAGAAGCAAAUGUGGAGCCUCAGUAGAGGAGUUAGGCGACCAGUACAUACUGCUGGGUCCCUACAAGGAGGCCACCGCCCAGACUGAGGUUGAGAUCACCGACUUUGGGGAAGACUCUCCCCUCCAGGGGCCCUGUGAGAAGCUCCGCUCCUUCGGGUGGAAGGUGCACAUGGGCAGAUGGUUGGUAGACGGCAACCCGCAAAUAAUUUUGUUCGACAUCGGGUCGGCGUCGCACGACCUGGACCGCUACAAGCACGAGCUCUUCGAGAACACCAAGAUCGGCAUCCCUAACGGCGACAUCGAGUGCAACGACGCUGUCAUCUUCGGCUUCAUGGUCGCAAAGUUCCUUGAGGAGUUUCGGUCGACAUGCGCUGAGUUUUGCGAGGACCAGCCUCGCGUGGUCGCGCACUUCCACGAGUACUCUCUUCUAUGCGUGGAGGCGACUCACCUGCUCAAGAGGCACCCCGACGUCAUCACGCCCAACGGCCUCAACGUCAAGAAGUUCGCAGCCCUGCACGAGUUCCAGAACAUGCACGCCAUCGCCAAGGAGAAGAUCAACGACUUCGUUAGAGGCCAUUUUCACGGGCACAUGGACUUCGACUUGGACAAAACUUUGUACUUUUUCAUCGCUGGUCGCUAUGAGUUCGGCAACAAGGGUGCCGAUGUAUUCAUCGAGGCCAUGGCCAGACUCAACCAUUAUAUGAAGUUCAACAUAGACGACGAGGCGGGCCGUCGUGGCAUCUACCACCGCUACUGCAUGGAACGCGCCGCAUGUCACCUGGCCCACACCUUCACCACCGUCUCUGAUAUUACAGGUGUGGAGGCGACGCACCUGCUCAAGAGACACCCCGACGUCAUCACGCCCAACGGCCUCAACGUCAAGAAGUUCGCAGCCCUGCACGAGUUCCAGAACAUGCACGCCAUCGCCAAGGAGAAGAUCAACGACUUCGUUAGAGGCCAUUUUCACGGGCACAUGGACUUCGACUUGGACAAAACUUUGUACUUUUUCAUCGCUGGUCGCUAUGAGUUCGGCAACAAGGGUGCCGAUGUAUUCAUCGAGGCCAUGGCCAGACUCAACCAUUAUAUGAAGGCGUCAAACGUAGACAGAACAGUCAUCGUGUUCAUCAUCUUCCCUGCGAAGACAAACAAUUUCAACGUGGAGAGCCUGCGCGGUCAAGCCGUCACCAAGAGUUUGCGCGACACCAUUCAUGAAAUUCAGUCCAAGAUGGGCAAGAGGAUGUAUGAUAUCUGCCUGACCGGGCGGUUGCCGACGACAGACGAGCUAAUGCUGAAGGAGGACACGGUGCGGCUGAAGCGCUGCAUUUACUCAGCGCAGAAGAAGAGCUUGCCGCCCAUCACCACGCACAACAUCAUCGACGACGCCAGGGAUCCUGUCUUGAAUGCCAUCAGGCGCUGCAAGCUCUUCAACGAUCCUGCUGAUAAAGUCAAGGUUGUGUUCCAUCCCGAGUUCCUAUCGGUGACAAGUCCGCUGCUAGGGAUGGACUAUGAAGAAUUUGUCCGCGGUUGCCACCUGGGCGUGUUCCCUUCAUACUACGAGCCGUGGGGCUACACUCCUGCUGAGUGUACCGUCAUGGGCAUACCUUCUGUCACCACCAACCUGUCUGGUUUCGGUUGCUUCAUCGCGGAACACGUGGCUGACCCAAUGAGCUACGGGAUCUACAUCGUGGACCGCCGCCACAUCGGCCUGGAGGAGUCCGUGCGGCAGCUGGCGCAAUAUCUUUACGACUUUACGACCCUCAACCGACGACAACGCAUCAUCCAGCGUAACAGAACCGAGCGUCUCUCCGAGCUGCUCGACUGGAGGAUCCUAGCUGGCUACUACCGGCAAGCGCGGCAGGAGGCGCUGGUGAAGGUGUACCCUGACCUGAAGCUGCAGGAGGACCUGAAGGGCGGCGCGUCUAACAUCAACUACCCGCGCCCCAUCAGCGAGCCUCCGUCGCCCUCUUCGUCCCGCGCCACAACUCCAGCGCCCUCACAGCACGGCAGCGACGAGGAGAGCGUCGACAGCGAGGGAGAGUUGGAGGAGCUGAAGAGCAGGUCAGAAGAUGACUAAGCCGUCGCGUGUCUCUGGCUCCUGUGAACUGAAAGUCGCCAGCUGUCCUGGCGAGAAACAAGAUAUUGUCCACUGCCUCUGAAAUUAUUAUGUACUCUUUAGUUGAGACUGCCAUUGUAAGUAAGUAACAUCUUCGAAAGAUAGUGCCAUGUUAGAGGUAGAGUACCUCUACCAAUGGUAGAGUACCUCUACCAAUGGUAGAGUACCUCUAUCAAUGAAAGAUUACUCCUACCAAUGAAGGAGUGCCUCUACCAUUGGUAGAGGAGUAUCAGGAAGAGAAGGUUCAUAUCGUUAAGUCUUGCGCGGUGAGAAAAAUUAAGGGGUCAUACUGUCCAAAAAGUAACACACUUUUUGCAUAUAGCGCUUAUACGUCCUUUUCCGGCGCUAAAAUGGGUUAUGAUGACCCUCAUAGGAGCUAAAAGGGAAUCGUUAAUUAGACGAAGUCUCACUCAUAUUUCGUAGUGCAUGUCCAUUCUUGAUGCAGGAGAAAAAAAGUGCUGCUGGUGCGCAACUUAGUAUCAAAAGUUACCAUCAAGUUGAGUGUAGUUAAGGUUUACUCUCAACGAUGGUGUGUUGAGAUGAAUGUUCUUUUAAGAGGUGUGGGAAGCGACUUUCAUAUUCUAUUGUUCAAUAUUGAUAUACAUACAAUACGGUGGAAAAUCAUUUUCACGUAGUGUGUGGAACUUUACUUGCUGAAAUCUAAUGAAAAGUUGCGGUACUGUGGUAGUUUUUCUGCUUUAAAACUGCCGAAAACUGGGAAUUACCCACUGGCGCUUUAAUUACCCCAUUAGUGCUGGAAUUUCCCCAUUAGGGCUCAAAUUACCCCAUUAGGGCUUGAAUUACUCCACUGGAAGUAGAGUUGCCCCACUUGGGGGAGGAACUACUUCAUCAGGGAUAGCAUUACCCUACUGGGGGUAGAAUUACUCCAUUUGGGAUGGAAUCGCUCCACUAGGGGUAGAAUUACCCCAACCCAUUUCCACCUGAAACGCCACCCUGCUCUCAUGUGAUGCUCCUAAUUCAUAAUACCGCUGCACAUGCAUUUAAGCAGUGGUAUAAAUCUGGCUAUGGGAUAUUCAAUUAUUCAUGAUUGUUGAAUGAAGUUAAUUGUGUAUCAACGGUGCUCAUAUUGCUCUAUGAUGUAUGUAAUGAAGCGCGGUCAUUUUCCGUGCACGUCGAUUGUAUUGUGCAAUUUCUGGUGCUAGUGUUGAGAAUUUAAAUGCUUCAUGAAGCAGAGGAUACAAAUAAUUUUAAUUUUCUCGUGUGCCAUUUAGAAAGUGCAGCUUUUGACGAAGAUACCACACACCAUUGAAUGGUAAAAAGGCCUUUUACCUCGCAAUCAUGGUUAAGGUAUCAACGGUGCCAUACAUAAGCAUUUCUCUGACGACUUUACAACGUUGUAAAAAACGAAUUAGUUCAAUGCCUGUUGAAAGUGAGGGUCGUCGUGAAAGGUAAGCAACCUGCUGCGGAUAAGUUUGUUCGGACGGAACGUUGCAGUUCCGGCAAAGUAGUUCGCCGUACAGGCCAGUACGAGUGAAGUGGUAAUGUUACUCUUCCUUAUCGACAGCUCAGUGACCCAUCUUCAUGUGAAAUAUUCGCGCAUUGAUUCGUGUAGCUCAAAAUAAAACAUUCUAGAUUAGUAGACUCUAUUCACCUGCUAGAUAUCUUUCUUUAAAUGUGUUCUAAUUUAAAUAUUUUAUUUGCGCUUAAGAGAUGAGAAACAGAGCCAAAAUCGUAUCCGAGCUGAAAUAUGGUAAAAGAUGUCAUAAAGAUUGAUAUUUUAUGCCCAUGACAAUAGAUUCAAAAUAAAACAUUAAUUAUUGAAGCCGUGCAAGUCGUCAUAUGAAGAGGCGAUCUAAUCAAGAAAGUUCACCUCGUUUGCUGCGUGGCACGAGUAAUGAAAUCAUUUUACUUGUUAAGCAAAUGUAUUUUUAUGUCAAUAUUAUCUGUUAAGUUUGAGCAAAUUGAAUGUGUUUAGUUUUUCCUUUGUAAAAAAAUUAAGUUGGGUAAAACAUUCAACUCGUGUACGAUGUGUGAACUAUACCCACUACUCGUAUUAUAUUUUUUCGUGCUUAAUAUUAUCUGAUUCAAUCAAGACGAUAGAAAGGAGGCAAAAUGAGAUGUUUGUGUACUGUUGAUCACCAAAAAAUUGACGCCUACUUCAUUUUGAGACAGCAACGCUGUAAGAAACCUGUAAUGAAUAAUUAUAUACUUCCAAGCUAUUAGAAAACAUGAAUAAAAUGUACUGCAUUUAAUGAUUUAACGAAAUGAAUAAUUUAAUGCGGACGUCGCGGCUUCGUUCAGCAGACAUAGGCGUAGUAAUUCGUAGCUUGGGAGAGCUUAUGCAUUCUUUCCAAUAAAUUGUAAAGCGAA
This is a messenger RNA of Hyalella azteca, 4696 nucleotides long. RefSeq names its product glycogen [starch] synthase (gene GlyS). Gene Ontology annotation, molecular function: alpha-1,4-glucan glucosyltransferase (UDP-glucose donor) activity. The record is from RefSeq and is a predicted model, not a curated record. The transcript is spliced from 16 exons. Gene Ontology annotation, biological process: glycogen biosynthetic process. Gene Ontology annotation, cellular component: cytoplasm. The coding region runs from base 101 to 2326 and encodes 741 amino acids. Lineage: Eukaryota; Metazoa; Arthropoda; Malacostraca; Amphipoda; Hyalellidae.